AUGUCGGCCCUUGCUCGAACUCUCGCACCUGGCUGGAACAACCCCAAAGGCACAAUAACUUCGACGACUUAUACAACCACGACGUAUUGUCCUAUUACAUCAGCCGAGACCAAAUUAGCGACUGCCGUGAUCUUCACGGCCUGGAUUACUUCAAUAGUCACGCUAACAAGUUGUGUUGGCGACCACGCAGGUCCAGGGGGGUUCCUGACCGUAACUGGUCCGACCGGCCUUCCUACUUCCACAACUAAAGUUUUUGUCACUUAUACAACCACUUUCUCGGUUACGGAGACUCUAACGGUAUCUGGAAGCAUUUCUCCAAGCAUAUACACGACUAUCUCUGUGGUUGAGACUGCUGUCCCAACCACAUAUCAUGCUGCUGUUGCAAUUCCUCAAUGCACUUCUGUUGAAAGCGAAGCGUGUGAGACGUACACUACGAUCUCUCCCGUCACCCAAGCGAUGGGAAUUAUUGGGCAGGUGAUUACUGGCACCGACACGUACACCACUACCUCGAUUGUUAGCUCCCACAUCCCAUCCAGGAUCCAAGAAUAUACCCUUACCAGAAUGACUACUUGCAUUGAAUUGUCCUAUGAAACUUCUAGCUUGCGACAUUCUAUCACGGAUAUCGAGGCUUUCUAUAUAACUCUUGGCUCACGAUCAACAAUUACCAUUCGGGAAAUCCUGACUAGUACCAUCCAAAUUACAUCUUGGAAUGCUAGUGUACCUACCUCGGAACUUCCGACGACCGAAGCAACUAUCUAUGUCUCACCUACUCUCUCUACAACUUUACCAGAGACGGAGGUGAUUACGGUUCCGUCUGAUAUAACCAUGAAAAGCAGAGAAGGGGAAAUCUACACCUCCAUGGCCGCGCCCAUGAUAUCAACAUUCACAGGGCCUCCCUCAACACCCACGACAAUCAUCCCUUUUAUCCAAAAUUCAACGAUCAUGCCUUCUCUAUCAAACUCAACAACAUCCGCUCAUCUACAAGUGUCUUAUAACACCACAGCAACAACGAAGGUGCCAACUACUAGAGCUACGGCUCUCCUGGGAUCUGCGUAG
Messenger RNA from Amorphotheca resinae ATCC 22711, 1056 nucleotides. RefSeq lists its product as hypothetical. Lineage: Eukaryota; Fungi; Ascomycota; Leotiomycetes; Helotiales; Amorphothecaceae. The transcript is spliced from 9 exons. The coding region runs from base 1 to 1056 and encodes 351 amino acids. The record is from RefSeq and is a predicted model, not a curated record.